This is a messenger RNA of Heterobasidion irregulare TC 32-1, 204 nucleotides long. RefSeq lists its product as uncharacterized. The transcript has a single exon. The coding region runs from base 1 to 204 and encodes 67 amino acids. Lineage: Eukaryota; Fungi; Basidiomycota; Agaricomycetes; Russulales; Bondarzewiaceae. The record is from RefSeq and is a predicted model, not a curated record.
AUGUCAUCAGAACAAACGCGCAAGGGCGGCAAGCUGCAUUAUCCAGCGCACACAGCACGCAUACAGCUUGGUAUAUGGGACGCGAGCAGUCCCCAAGGGACGGCAGAGUGGGCUCAUGGGCCCAUCAAGUGGGACGACGCUCCGGGUAAGAUCACAGCGAUAGUAAAAAGCGUGAGCGUCGAGUGCCCGACCAAACAUAGAUAG